AUUUUAUUUUGUUAGAAAACAAAAAAAAAAAUUUCAUUCUUAACUUCAUCACCAUCAUUUGGAUCUCAGAAUUUUUUCUGUUUUGUUUUUGUUGUUCCAAAAAAAUUCUUUGUGAAACUUUUCUUGUUGAUAAAGUGGAAAUAGUUGAUGAAAAACUCAAUUGAUAACAUCGAUGGCCAACUAUAGUUUGAAUGAUAUAUUUUGUCCACCAUCAUAUAAUGGUGAAUCAAGACGUGCAAGAUGGUUUUUCCUAGGCCUUCUUGUUUUUAUUGGUUUUAUGAUAAUAUUUAUAUUGAUUGGUUUGGCUGCUGGAUUAUGGAGACAUAAACAAGAACCUGUACAAUAUUUUAUCUUGUCAAGACAAUGGCCAAUUACAAAAUGCCUUGCUAAACAAUGUAAUAAUGAUUUUAGUAAACAAAAACAAUGGUUAGUGAAUGGAUUAAUGAUCGGUAUUGAAGGUGAAAAUAUACAAAAAAAUUGUCAACAUGAACAAAAUGAUUUUGAACCAAAAUCGAUUGAUGAAAAUAUGAAAAAAUAUUUUGAACAACAUUGGCCAAAUUUGGAUCAAUUACCAGCAAAACCUACUGAAAAACCAACAGAAAAACCAACAGACAAACCAACAGACAAACCAACAGACAAACCGACUGAAAUACCGACUACUAAAGCACAUGAUAAAUCGUUAAAUAAUUAUUUGUUUCAAAAUUAUAAUAAAAUCAAAACAACAGCAGAUCAACUUGAUCAUAAUGAACAAUUAUGGUCAAAUGAAUGGCAAAAAUAUGGUCGAUGUUAUAAUGGAAAACAAUCAGAUUAUUUUGCAAAGAUUAUGGAAUUGGAUGAAAAUUAUCCAUUAACAGAAAAAUUAUCCGAAAAAAUUGAACCAAAUUCAACGAAAUUAAUUGAUUUAAAUAUUUUAGCUAAAACAUUGGCCCAAAAAUUUAAUAAUGAUCCAAAACAAACGGAUAAAGAUCAUCAAUGGAAUGAAUCAAUGUUUGAAUUUGUUUGUAAAUCGAUUAUAAAUAAUAAUGAUGAUGACAAUGAAUCAAUACAGUAUUUAUAUUUAUUGGAAGAAAUACGAAUGUGUUUUACUGUUAUAACCAUAACGGAUGAUGAUAAAGAGAAACAAGUUUCAAUACCAAACGAAUGUUUUGAUCGUCAAUCAUAUACAAAUGAAUCACCAAAUGGUUGUUUUGGUCAACAAAUGGUUAUUUAUCCAGAUUUAUUUUGAUAUUGUUGUUGUUGUUGUUGUUGUUGAUAGUGAGCAGUGAAUCAAAAUCGGCAUUUAUUUAUUA
This is a messenger RNA of Dermatophagoides pteronyssinus (European house dust mite), 1289 nucleotides long. RefSeq lists its product as uncharacterized. The record is from RefSeq and is a predicted model, not a curated record. Gene Ontology annotation, molecular function: ribonuclease T2 activity; RNA binding. Gene Ontology annotation, cellular component: extracellular region. NCBI's taxonomy places the organism in Eukaryota, Metazoa, Arthropoda, Arachnida, Sarcoptiformes, Pyroglyphidae. Gene Ontology annotation, biological process: RNA catabolic process.